Messenger RNA from Lachancea dasiensis, 1974 nucleotides. Lineage: Eukaryota; Fungi; Ascomycota; Saccharomycetes; Saccharomycetales; Saccharomycetaceae. The record is from the annotation of a GenBank genome assembly.
AUGAACGGGGCUUUCCGCUUACACCAUGGCUGGCAUUUCUUCAAACGAAUUGGGUUUGCUAGGCCACAUUAUUCAGGCUUUUCUCGACCUCUGCACGCCUUCAUUUGGCCGUCAGCUUUAAUAAUUGCUACUACUACUUAUUCCAAGUCCAAACUCCACAAUGACACGCUGAAACCCGACCCAGCUGGUGAUACGUUUGAAAUGGGUCUCUACACGGCCUCACAGAAGGAAUUGGCCAGACAUAUCCGCGAAAAACGAUCGAAAGUGCUAUCACAAUGUCGAUCAAGGUUGACUCGAUGGCUCUCUCAAAUUUGGUUCAAGUUCAAAGAUGGUAUCUUAGAACCGGUUCUUACCGGUUGGCGCAUGGUGGAAUUGUCUAUUCUAUUUCUACCUGUGCUUCUAAUGUAUCCCAUAUCAUAUUUCGGACAUACCGUCAAAGUUUCGGAUUCUACCCAGAAAGUGAAGACCACGUUUGGAGCAUUUUUGUGGUACAGACUUCUGCGGCAUGUGUUGGAACUGGCAGGUCCCAGUUUUAUUAAGUUGGGUCAAUGGGCCGGUUCCAGGACCGACAUUUUCUCAGAGGGACUGUGUGUGGAGCUUGGCAACUUGCACAGUAACGCGAAAAAACACUCACUGAGGUACACUAAGAAUCAGGUAUGCGAGGCUCUAGAUAUCUCCGACCUGGAGGAAGCGUUUGAGCAAUUUGAUGAGACACCGCUGGGUGUAGGUGCUAUUGCUCAGGUUUACGUGGGCAAAUUGUCGACAGGUUUUGUUAGUGAACGUGCACUUGAGCUAGAUCCAGAAGAGAACAGAUGGUGUGCUGUAAAGAUUAUACACCCGCACGCCGCUCGCCAAAUCAGUCGCGACUUGAAAAUCAUGAAGUUUUUCGCUGAAACUAUCGACAUGAUUCCAACCAUGGAGUGGUUAUCUUUGCCUAAUGAGGUGGAGCAAUUUGCGAUUUUAAUGCGCCUUCAACUAGACCUCAGGAUAGAGUGCCUGAACUUGACCAGAUUCAAUGGCAAUUUCGAAAACAACUUUCAAGUUAAGUUUCCUCGUGGUUUCCAAAAACUAACGACCAGACAAGUCUUGUUUGAAGAGUACAUUUACGGAUUUCCUAUGGAGGAGUUCUUGCGGGCCAAGGACAAGUUAAAAGACCCCAGUUUGAGUAAAAAAGUCAGCGACCCAUUCAUUGAUGCCUUUUUGCAAAUGCUUAUCCUGGAUGAUUUCAUACACGCAGACCUUCAUCCCGGUAACGUUAUGGUACGAUUUUUGAAGACCGACAAAUAUGGCUCGAAAUCUGUUUCAACAGAGGCCGAUUGCUAUGACUUGGUGCACCGCUUAAAAUCCAAGUUAAAGGACGAUGAUUCUUCGUUUGCGCAAGAGCUAAAUGAGAUUGUCAGUCAAUACACACCUCAAAUAUGCUUCAUUGAUGUAGGGCUUGUCACAGAGCUUAACAAACGCAAUAGAACGAACUUCAUUGCCCUUUUCGACGCAUUAGCAAGGUUUGAUGGGUACCGUGCAGGUGAGCUGAUGAUAGAGCGCUCCAGGACCCCUGAAACAGCGGUGGACAAGGAACUUUUUGCGCUGAAGGUUGAAAAGCUGGUGAACAAGGUAAAAAAACGAACAUUUACGCUGGGGACUGUGUCCAUCGGCGACCUCUUGGACCAAAUGCUUGGUAUGGUAAGAGGCCACCAUGUGCGUAUGGAGGGUGACUUUGUGUCAGUAGUGGUGGCUAUUUUACUGCUGGAGGGUAUCGGUAGACAGUUAGAUCCAGACCUGGAUUUAUUUGCAAGCUCAUUGCCUAUUCUAAGAGAAUUUGGAAUGAAACGCGAAGGGAGAAGCAUUUUACAAGAGGUAGAUACAUUGUCCAUGUGGAAGAUAUGGAUUGGCCUCGAACUUCGCCAGUUCAUGAAUUUGUCAGUCAAGCAGAUGCACGAUCUUGUGAAGACGGAUCAGUUAUGUCCGAGCUAUUAG